AAAAGCACAAGCUACCCUUGUCAACGUUUCCAUCCACCUACACCAUCACAAAUACCUUGCUUCCGUUUCCAUUAGAGAGAGAAAGCCACUCAGCAACAGACACCAUCAAUGGCUACCACUAAAGUUUACAUUGUUUACUAUUCUAUGUACGGACAUGUUGAGAAGCUAGCUGAGGAGAUUAAAAAAGGGGCAGCUUCCGUGGAAGGAGUAGAAGCAAAGCUAUGGCAGGUACCUGAAACACUACCUGAAGAAGUCCUUGGGAAGAUGGGAGCACCUCCAAAGAGUGAUGUGCCAAUUAUUACACCCAAUGAGCUACCUGAGGCUGAUGGUUUAUUGUUUGGUUUUCCCACAAGAUUUGGACUUAUGGCUGCUCAAUUUAAAGCUUUUCUGGAUGCAACUGGAGGCCUAUGGCGUACACAGGCACUAGCAGGAAAGCCUGCAGGAAUCUUUUACAGCACUGGUUCUCAAGGAGGUGGACAAGAGACUACUCCGUUGACAUCUAUUACUCAGCUUGUUCACCAUGGGAUGAUUUUUGUGCCCAUUGGUUACACAUUUGGUGCUGGGAUGUUUGAGAUGGAGAAGGUGAAGGGUGGUUCCCCUUAUGGUGCAGGUACCUAUGCUGGGGAUGGCUCCAGACAACCUUCUGAGUUAGAAUUGGCUCAAGCUUUUCAUCAGGGCAAGUACUUUGCUGGCAUUGCAAAGAAGCUCAAGGGAUCUCAGUGAUUUUUAUUCUCUAUACAGCUCAAGCAAAAAAGAGUGAUGUGCAUCAUAUUAUUCAGUUUCUAUUUCUCAUUAUGUUGAACACAAUAAGAUGUUAAUAAGAGAGAGAGUGAGAGUGAGAGAGAAAAUAAUUAAUACUUGGGUUGAAUACAGUUGUGUUGUCACUUAUCAUAGUGUAUCCUGAAAUACAAUUUUAUUGUCAAUAACAGGAAUUUGGCAAUUGUUACCAUUUUCAUUGA
This is a messenger RNA of Abrus precatorius (Indian licorice), 959 nucleotides long. RefSeq names its product NAD(P)H dehydrogenase (quinone) FQR1-like. The transcript is spliced from 4 exons. Bases 109 to 723 code for a protein of 204 amino acids. The record is from RefSeq and is a predicted model, not a curated record. Gene Ontology annotation, molecular function: NAD(P)H dehydrogenase (quinone) activity; FMN binding. NCBI's taxonomy places the organism in Eukaryota, Viridiplantae, Streptophyta, Magnoliopsida, Fabales, Fabaceae.